Molecule: messenger RNA, 404 nt
Organism: Strongylus vulgaris
Lineage: Eukaryota; Metazoa; Nematoda; Chromadorea; Rhabditida; Strongylidae
Source: the annotation of a GenBank genome assembly
UUGAUAGACAAAACAGAUGUACCUUUCAAUGCAAUUGUUGGAGUGCCAUACGCUGCAUUACCUUACGCAACUGUGGGUUUUUGCGUUUUACUUCGCAUAUAUCUGUCUCCUUUACACUUUUGUACUCUACAGUUGGUAGCCCAAAGUUCUGCCAAACCUCUGAUGAUCAUUCGGAAGGAGGCGAAAUCUUAUGGGACAAAGAAAUUGAUUGAAGGUCUCUAUAGUAGAGGUGACAAGGUGGUAAUCAUUGAAGAUGUGGUUACAACGGGAGGAAGUAUCCAAGAUGUUGUAAAUGUUCUACGAGAUGAGGAACUAGUAGUGGAACAUGUUUUUUGCUUACUUGACAGAGAACAAGGAGGUGCAGAAAAGCUUAAAGAACAUGGAAUUACUUUGCACUGGUGAGA